Molecule: messenger RNA, 1786 nt
Organism: Zea mays
Lineage: Eukaryota; Viridiplantae; Streptophyta; Magnoliopsida; Poales; Poaceae
Exons: 3
Coding region: 150-1490 (446 amino acids)
Source: RefSeq, marked predicted
GGAGGCCUCACCGCCUCACGCAGGCACGCACAUCACACAACGCCAGCGAGAAAGAGCUCUCGUCCGCACCACGGCGCAACCAACGGGGAGAAGAGGAAGGCAGUGAGCUGUCCCGCGCGUGCGCGCCCCGCCUCCCGCCCGCCCGUCUGAUGAGGAAGCUCUGCCCGAACCUCGAGCGCGACGACGCGCUGGACACGGUGCUGGAGGUGCCCAUCCCCGAGGAGAUGUUCUCCGGCGGCGGCGGCUCCCGCGGCUCCACCAGGUUCGGCUGCACCAACGUCAAGGCUUGGAUGCGGUCGCACGCCGCCGACCGGUCCGGCGCGGGCGAGCCGUGCUCCAUGACCCGCGGGGAGCUGCAGCUCAUGCUGGGCGUCAUCGGCGCGCCGCUCAUCCCGCUGCCCGUCUACCACGCCAACCAGUCGCCCUGCUCCGUCCUCUGCGAGCAGCUCAAGGCCGAUCCCAUCGAGUCGUCCUCCGCCAAGUACAUCGUGCAGCAGUACAUAGCGGCGUCGGGCGGGGAGUGGGCGCUGAACAAGGUUAAGAGCAUGUACGCGAUGGGCAAGGUGCGGAUGACGGCCGCGGAGCUCAACAGCAGCGACGCCGACGGCCACGGCGGAAGCACCGGAAACGGGCACCACCGCGGCGGGAAGAAGGGCAGCAAGGGAGGGGGCGGCGGCGGCGAGAUCGGCGGGUUCGUGCUGUGGCAGAAGAAGCCGGAGCUGUGGUGCCUGGAGCUCGUCGUGUCCGGCUGCAAGAUCAGCGCCGGCAGCGACGGCAAGGUGGCGUGGCGCCAGACGCCGUGGCACCAGUCGCACGCAUCCCGCGGUCCCCCGCGCCCGCUCCGCCGUUCGCUCCAGGGCCUCGAUCCGCAGCUGACCGCGAGCCUGUUCGCGGACUCGGUGUGCAUCGGCGAGCGGAGCAUCGACGGCGAGGACUGCUUCGUGCUCAAGGUGGAGGCGGAGGCGUCCAGCCUGCGCGCGCGCAACAGCAGCAGCGUCGAGAUCAUCCGGCACACGGUGUGGGGCUACUUCAGCCAGCGCACGGGCCUGCUGGUGCAGCUGGAGGACUCGCACCUGCUGCAGAUCAGGUCCAGCGGCGGCGGCGCCGGAGGGAGCGUCUUCUGGGAGACCACCAUGGAGUCCCGCCUCGGCGACUACCGCGCCGUCGACGGCGUCAACAUCGCCCACGCCGGCCGCACCGCCGUCUCGCUCGUCAGGUUCGGCGACUGCCAGGACGGCAACACCAGGACGCGCAUGGAGGAGGAGUGGAACAUCGAGGAGGUGGACUUCAACAUCUGGGGCCUCUCCAUGGACUGCUUCCUGCCGCCCAGCGACCUCAGGGAGGGCAAGGAGAGCCAGGACGUCGCCGUCGUCAAGGCCGACGCGCGCCCGCCGCCGCUGAGGAUACCGGCGGUCACCGUGCGCGUCGGGCCCUCGCAGGUGGCUGCCGUCAACAUGGACGACUCGGACUCGCUCGUCGCGAGGUCAUGACUACUCGUCACGUACCGUACGUACGUACGUACGUACUUGCAGUGCUGAGUGAAGAGCAUGUAUUUGUACGUGACACUUGUGUUACUAUAAGAUCAUACAUGUCGCAAGAUCUGUAAAUAUAUUGGAGGUUGAGAUCUUCUUUUCCCCGCUUCGAGAGGUGUGUGUUUACCUCAGCUAGAAUUGAGGCCAGAAAUAGUGCGAUCGAUAAUCCGAGCUACAUAUUCCGCGUAGCUGUGUUGUAAAUUCUAAUGAACUAGUAAUACCUGUAACUCUGAAAGAGCAUCCCAGUUCUGUCC